Molecule: messenger RNA, 2764 nt
Organism: Tarenaya hassleriana
Lineage: Eukaryota; Viridiplantae; Streptophyta; Magnoliopsida; Brassicales; Cleomaceae
Exons: 7
Coding region: 89-2617 (842 amino acids)
Molecular function (GO): helicase activity
Source: RefSeq, a predicted model, not a curated record
CUUACAGUUUUGUCUUCGCAGUCUUUGUCCUUCUUCACAUCCUCUGCUUCUGCCCACUGUGUUACAUCCACUGCGGGGGGCGUGCAGUAUGGAGAACAAUGAGAAAACUCGUCUGCUCGAUAAGAUAUUUUCUUGGUCCAUUAGUGAUAUUCUCAACAAAGAUCUCCUCAAAGGCCAGAUAAGAACGAUACCAGACAAGUUUAGUUCAGUUGAGCAGUACUUAGGAUGCUUUGUUGCUCCUCUCCUCGAGGAAACAAGGACAGAACUGUUCUCGAGUUUGAGAUCUCUGUCUAAGACGCCCGUCUUUCAAAUAUAUUCACUCGAUACUCCUGACUCACGCGGCUCUUCCAAGAAUUUGUUCCAUAAAAUAUCGCUGAGUGAAGCUGAGGUUGGUUCAAAGUAUCAGCCCAAGUGUGGUGAUCUGAUUGCUUUGACCAAAGUAUGGACGAAACGCAUCAGUGAUUUGGGACAAUACCCAGUUCUGGCAUACGUAUGUUCAAUGGAUGAUGACAGGCACAUUUCGGUUUUGUCAUCGAAGCCAAUAUGCAUGGAAGAGAAAUUUGCGUAUAGGUAUGGGGUUUUUCUCAUGACCCUGACGUCUAACACUCGUAUUUGGAACGCUCUUCACCAAGAAGGUGGCAACAUGACUCUCAUCAAGAGCGUUCUUCAGGCCGAUAAAACGGACAUUGGGCCUUGUAUAUCUUGUCUCUCGGACGGAAACGUUCCCGAGGGCAUUGUGUUUCAUGGUGGCUGUCCUUGCGGUGUGUCUGACGUAAUCCGCUCUUUGAAACUGAAUCUUUCUCAAGAAUCUGCAGUUCUUAGCUGUCUUAGACUUAAGGAUUGUGUUCACAAGAACAUAGUAAAACUAAUCUGGGGUCCUCCCGGGACAGGGAAGACAAAGACUGUGGCUACGCUUCUUUAUGCCCUUCUCAAGCUAAGACUGAGAACUGCUACUUGUGCACCUACAAACACUGCUGUUGCAGAAGUGGCGUCGAGGCUCGUAAGUUUGGUUCUUGAUUCUUCAGAGUGUAAACCUUACGGGCUCGGGGAUAUCGUGUUAUGUGGAAACAGAGAUCGGAUGAGGAUCGAUACCCGUGAUGAUAUCGGUGACAUUUUUCUAGAUAUUCGUAUUCAGGCUCUUUCGGGAUUGUUUUCGCCGUUUUCAGGGUGGAAGGUUCACUUGGAAGAACUUAUUGACUUCCUCGAGAACACUGAGGUUAAGUGGGAGAGAUAUUUAGGUGGUAAUGAUGAUUCGGAUGAAGAUUUCAGCGUUCUUUCAUGUGGAGAGUUUGUGGUAGACAGAUUUCUCGGGUAUCUUGAGAAGUUCGACCACGAUAUGGUCAACUUGUUUACACAUCUUCCGACUUCUGUCGUUACCUCUGCGGUUGUUAAGAACAUCAGAGCAGCUGAUCUUUUGCUUAGGAAGGCUGAGGACCAUCUACGAAGGUACUCUUCUUCUGAAGAUUUCCAAAGGGGUAGUCUCGUUUACGAUUCUUUCGAUAGAGUCCACCGUGUUUUGUGCUUGGAGGCGUUGAGAUUGGUUCCUCGAACCUUUAACCUUCCAGAUUUUGUAGAUGACGAUGACAUUAGAAAGUUCUGCUUGCAAAAGGCCUGUACAAUCUUCUGCACUGCCUCUGGUGCGGCUGAGAUGAACGAAGAUAGAACUGGAUCGAUCGAGUUUCUUGUUAUAGAUGAAGCAGCUCAGCUCAAGGAAUGCGAAGCCGCGGUUUCCUUGCAACUUCCCGGUUUACGCCACGCUGUUCUUAUCGGAGAUGAGCUUCAGCUUCCCCCUGUUAUUCAAAGCGAGAUUUGUGAGAGGGCGAAGUUUGGGAGAAGUUUGUUCGAGAGGUUGGUCGGUCUUGGCCACGAGAAACACUUGCUAGACGUCCAAUACAGGAUGCAUCCAUCGAUAAGUCAGUUCCCGAAUAAGGAGUUCUACGAGGGUAUGAUAUCCGAUGCGGAUUUCGUCAAGGGAAAUGACUAUCAGAAGUGUUAUGUUCGAGGAAAUAUGUACGGAACCUACUCGUUCAUCAACGUGGGUCGGGGAAGGGAGGAAUUCGGGGACGGACACAGCCCCAAGAACGCUGUGGAAGUGGCUGUUAUCUUCGAGAUCGUAUCCAAUCUUUUCAAAGUUUCCAAAGACUCCGCCACAAAGAUGAGUAUCGGUGUGAUCUCGCCGUACAAAGGACAGGUUAAAGCGCUUCAGGACAAGUUCGGCGAGGAGUUCAGUUCGAACUCUGAGCUUUUCACUGUGAAUGUGCGGUCCGUUGAUGGCUUCCAAGGCGGGGAAGAGGACAUUAUCAUCAUCUCGACAGUGAGAAGCAACAAGAAUGGCAAUGUCGGAUUCCUUUCGAACCGGCAGCGUGCAAACGUGGCGCUCACACGUGCAAGAUACUGUCUCUGGGUGAUUGGAAAUGGAACAACUCUUGGGUUGAGCGGUUCGGUUUGGGGGAAACUGAUCGCUGAUGCGAAAAGACGAGGGUGUUUCUUCAAUGCGGAAGAUGAUACCAGACUGAAAGUUGCCAUGGAUGAUGUCGAAAUAGAGCUCGAGGAUUCCGAUUUGUUUUCGAGUUUUCGAUCUCUUUCGAUCAAGAAUGGCGGAGGAAAGAGAUGGUGAGAGCUUUGUUUGUUUUUUUCCCCGUGUUAUGGAACUGAAGAACAUGAGAUUCACUUCACGAAGGGAAUCUACUUAUCUUUGUUGCUUUAUGUUUUGUGUUAUGGGACUCUCGUGUGAUCCUGUUUGUCAUUUUUUUAAUGUUUUAUU